AUGUCUUCGGCGGCCCCACACGAUGCGAUUACAGCAGCUCAGGGCCAAGCCGCCAGCUCCAAAAAGAAGAAGAACAAGAAGAACAAGCCCAAGAAGGCGCUCGACACCAGCAGCGCCAACGAUGGCACAGGCACGGCCGAGCCCAGUCCUCGAGACAGCAACAGAGAAUUGUCGGGCGACGAGGAGCCUGACACCCCGGUGACAGAGAGUAGUGAUACCAGAAAGGAAAACCAGAAGUUACCUUCAGCCUCGGCGACAGCCCCCGAAGCGCAAGGGAACGGACAUGUACGAGCGCCGUCUGGGAACGGUCAUCCUGUCUCAUCCACCCCCCAUCUGAGCCAAGCGACAACCACGAGCGACACGAGCGCAAAGCUAGAGGCCAUGUCGGAAGAGCGAGAAGCCCUCCGCAAGGAGGUGGAGCAACUGCGGAAGCAGCUCGAGACGAUACAAGAAUCCCACACCUCCGAAGUAGGCAAGCUGAAGGCGGACCUCGAGGAAACCGAGUCUGCGAAGGAGCAAGCCGAGGAGCAGUACCAGACGCUGCUGGGGAGGGUCGAGAAGAUCAAGCAGACGCUCGGCGACCGCCUGAAGAGAGACAGGGCGGAGCUGGAAGAGGCCAACCAGCGCAUCGAAGAGCUCGAGGCGCAAAAUGAGGAGCUACAGAAGGGCGACUCCUCCCACGAGGAGGAGAUAGCCAGGCUGACGGACGAGCUGCAAGAAUCAAAUCGCGAGCUGGCGACCCUGAGGAGCCGGAACAACCUGUCGCAGCAGAACUGGCUCAAAGAGAAGGACGACAUGGCGAGGCAGGUGCAGCACUUCAGGAGCGAGCUGGAGUCUACAAGCAGCGCCAUGGGCGAGUGGGAAGUCAUCGCCAUGGAGGAGCGACAGGUCCGGGAGAGCCUCACGGAGAAGGUGACAGAUCUCGAGGAGCAGCUGUCAUCAAUCAGAGAGGCCUACGAGACAGCCGCCGAGGAGAGGGACAGCUCCCUCCAGACCAUCGACGGUUUACAAAGGGCUCUGCAAGAAAUCCAAGAUGCAAGGAGGAAAGAGCUGAGAGACCUCGUCGAGUCUUCGGAAGAGCAAAUCCAAGAGAUGAAGAAGCGGGUGGAGGAGGCCGACAGCAAGGUGGCGGAAGCCGAAGAGGCCAAGGAGAGACUGACGAAAGAGCUGGAAAGAACAGCCCCCUUCGAGAAGGAGGUCAGGGAGAAGAACCUGCUCAUUGGCAAGCUGAGGCACGAGGGCAUCAUACUCAACGAUCACCUCACAAAGGCUCUACGGUAUCUGAAGAAAACGAAGCCAGACGAGCAGGUGGACAGGCAAAUCAUCACAAAUUACUUUCUGCAAUUCCUCUCGCUAGACCGGUCAGACCCCAAGAGGUUCCAGAUCCUGCAAGUCAUCGCCGGCUACCUCGCCUGGACAGACGAGCAGAAGGAACAAGCAGGCCUCGCCCGCCCCGGCGCCUCAAACAGCACCCUCCGGCUCCCAGUCUCGCCGUUCCACCGGACGCCUAGCACCCCAUCACUCAGCACCGAGUUCUUCUCCGAAAAUGCGCCCUCCUCCGGCAAGGAAUCUCUGGCAGACCUCUGGGCGGGCUUCCUCGAGCGCAGCGUGGAGGAGGGGAGGCCGAUCGACACCCUAGGCAGCGACUCGAGGAAAGGGAGCGUGUCGAGUAGCACAGGGCCGGCGAUAAACGUACCAAAGCCAGAUGGCGGCAAGGGUUAG
Diaporthe batatas is the source of this 1722-nucleotide messenger RNA. RefSeq lists its product as uncharacterized. Gene Ontology annotation, cellular component: Golgi apparatus. The transcript is spliced from 3 exons. Gene Ontology annotation, biological process: endoplasmic reticulum to Golgi vesicle-mediated transport; Golgi organization. The record is from RefSeq and is a predicted model, not a curated record. NCBI's taxonomy places the organism in Eukaryota, Fungi, Ascomycota, Sordariomycetes, Diaporthales, Diaporthaceae. Gene Ontology annotation, molecular function: small GTPase binding. Bases 1 to 1722 code for a protein of 573 amino acids.